AUGCAAAGCAAUAUUACUACUACUACUACUACUACUACUACUACUACUACUACUACUACUACUACUACUACUACUACUACUACUACUACUACUACUACUCACACUACUACUACUACUACUACUCACACUACUACUACUACUACUACUACUGACAAUAAUAAUAAUAAUCAACAGCCAGAUGAAACAUCUCUCUGUAACUAG
Molecule: messenger RNA, 201 nt
Organism: Heterobilharzia americana
Lineage: Eukaryota; Metazoa; Platyhelminthes; Trematoda; Strigeidida; Schistosomatidae
Source: the annotation of a GenBank genome assembly